Molecule: messenger RNA, 1251 nt
Organism: Topomyia yanbarensis
Lineage: Eukaryota; Metazoa; Arthropoda; Insecta; Diptera; Culicidae
Product: enoyl-[acyl-carrier-protein] reductase, mitochondrial
Exons: 2
Coding region: 127-1194 (355 amino acids)
Biological process (GO): fatty acid metabolic process
Cellular component (GO): mitochondrion
Molecular function (GO): trans-2-enoyl-CoA reductase (NADPH) activity
Source: RefSeq, a predicted model, not a curated record
AGUGCUUGCCGCUUCAAAAUAUUUAAUAAUUAACUAUCAAUCGACUUUAGCCGUUCAGUGAAUGUUGAUCGUAAUAUAUUACAAUAAUUAUCAACGCUGCUAAUAUAACGGUAAAGGGUGUGCAAGAUGUCUCUCCUGUUUCGGAAAUACCGGUUCACCACCGUAGAUUUCAAUCGUCAGAUGAGUGUCGUUGCAUCGGUUCUCCGGUAUAGUGAAUUUGGUGACCCUGCCAAGGUUGUUCAACUCGAGCAAGAAACUGUAUCUGAUCCUGUGGCCGGAGAAGUUCUAAUCAAGACAAUUUGUGCACCGAUAAAUCCAGCAGAUAUCAACACGAUUCAAGGAAAAUACCCUGUAAAACCUACAUUCCCAGCUGUUGGCGGUAACGAAUGUGUUGGUGAAGUAGUUGCAGUUGGUGAUCAAGUGAAUCGGUUGAAAAUCGGCGAUCGCGUGAUACCGUUUGCUACCGGGUUAGGUACAUGGCGUUCACAUGCUGUGUAUAAAGAAACUAAUCUUAUGAAAGUCCCGGAAAAUAUUGGUAUUGCUGAAGCAGCCACUAUAACUGUGAACCCAUGUACUGCUUAUCGUAUGUUGAAAGACUUCGUUCCACUGAAACCAGGAGACUCGGUGAUACAGAAUGGGGCAAAUUCUGCUUGUGGACAAGCGAUCAUUCAGUUGUGUCGUGCGUGGGGUAUUCAUUGUGUGGGAGUCGUUCGUGAUAGGCCGGAAAUUAACCAGCUAAGGGAUUAUUUGAAAGACUUAGGCGCUGUGGAAAUUCUUACCGAAGAAGAACUCAGAACCACGAAAAUAUUUAAAGAUGGAAUAUACCAGAAACCCAAGCUAGCGCUUAAUUGUGUCGGAGGCAAAAAUGCAUUGGAAGUGUCUCGUCAUCUCGACAAUCACGGUGUCAUGGUUACGUACGGUGGAAUGUCGCGGGAGCCUGUUACUGUGCCGACAGCAUCGCUUAUCUUCAAAGAUCUCCAGUUCAGUGGUUUUUGGAUGACCCGCUGGACCAAAGAAAACGCCCAAAGCCCCAAACGAUCAGAGAUGUUUGAUGAGUUGUUCGGAUUAAUCGAAAAGAGAGCUUUUGGGGCGCCCGCACACGAAAUGAUUGCGUUCACUGAUUACGUGACAGCAGUCACUAAGGCACUCAGCAUUCAGGGAUUUGUAGGUAAGAAGUUUUUAUUCAAAUUUUAGACACUUUGUUACAUGGUUAAAUGUUGUGUUAUGGUAAUAAAAUCUUUAAAAAAUCAA